AUGCGAGGAGUGCAAUGGGAGUCGAGUCUAGCAGUCGCUCUUCUUUGUGGAAGUGCAUCCGCCGUCGCAUUCAACGCCAAAGAUGAGGCGUCGGUCAAGAAUGCUGCCAGUGUAGCUGCCAACAAUACCAUUGCGCUCUACAAUGGUCGCAAUACCAGCGAUAUCCCCGGCAAAUGGGCGGGCGCAUGGUACCCGGGAGGUGUGAUGUUCGACACCUUGAUCAACUACUGGUAUUUCACUGGCGACAGCACAUACAAUAAGGUCGUCAGCGAUGGCAUGUACUGGCAAGCGGGGAAUGAUUCAGACUUUUUCCCGUCAAACUACAGCCAAAGCUUAGGAAACAGCGAUCAGCUGGUUUGGGGUUUCGCUGCCAUGUCGGCGGCGGAGAUGAAUUUUACUCGGAACAGCUCGCGCCCGUCGUGGACUACUAUGGCUGAGAAUGUUUUCAAUACUCAAGUUGCUCGCUGGGAUACGCAUAACUGCAAGGGUGGGAUGCGAACGGGGAUAUGGCCCUACCAGGAAGACUACCAGUUGAAGGACGCUCUGAGUAAUGGUGGACUCUUUGAACUUGCGGCUCGCCUGGCCCAUUCGACGAGCAACAAAACCUACUCGGAAUGGGCCGAGAAGAUCUGGACCUGGAGUGGUACCACGUCGCUGUUGGACGUUGACGCAGGAUCCGUCUCUGACUCGACGACAUGCGACUCGAAUUGCUCCAAGAGAAGCACCAGUCUCGAAUGGUCAUGGAAUUACGGGGUCUUUCUCAGCGGAGCUGCGUACAUGUACAACAUGACCAACGGCGACAAAAAGUGGAAGACUGGUAUCGACAAUCUCCUGAAUGCCACCACUCUCCUGUUCUUCCCCACGGAUGGAUUCGGCUUGGCUGAUGGCAAGAUUAUGAUUGAGAUGGCAUGUGAGCCAUCAAACACAUGCGAUCAAAGCCAGGUGGUCCUCAGGAGCACUUUCAUCCAAAGUCUUGUGCAGACCGCACUGAAGGCUCCCUAUACCCUAUCCAAGAUUGUGCCCUUGCUACAGGGCUCUGCAUCUGCGGCGGCGAUUACCUGUACGGGCGGCAAGUCCAAUCUGUGCGACGGUCCGUGGUACAUGGAGAAGAACGGUGUGAACGGUACCACUGAGGAUCAAAUGGCCGCCCUCAGCAUCUUCACUUCGAACUUGAUUGCUUUCCAGGGCUCUGGAUCUGCAGCAUCAUCGCCGGGCGCGAACAGCACAAAUUCCUCGAGCACUACGGCGUCACCCACGCAGACUGCGAGCUCGACGGGGGCCUCUGGUGCUGCUACCACGACCGCCGGAAACAACGAGGCCGGAGUGCUUGUCAGUAGCACGAGAGCAAUGCUUCUGGCCAUAUUCUUGGCGGCCUUUGCAGCCCUGCUCUGA
Messenger RNA from Penicillium diatomitis, 1392 nucleotides. RefSeq names its product glycoside hydrolase family 76 protein. The record is from RefSeq and is a predicted model, not a curated record. The transcript has 3 exons. Gene Ontology annotation, molecular function: mannan endo-1,6-alpha-mannosidase activity. Bases 1 to 1392 code for a protein of 463 amino acids. Gene Ontology annotation, biological process: carbohydrate catabolic process; fungal-type cell wall biogenesis. Lineage: Eukaryota; Fungi; Ascomycota; Eurotiomycetes; Eurotiales; Aspergillaceae.